Messenger RNA from Trichogramma pretiosum, 2071 nucleotides. Its product is annotated as myrosinase 1-like. The coding region runs from base 94 to 1635 and encodes 513 amino acids. Gene Ontology annotation, molecular function: beta-glucosidase activity. The transcript has 4 exons. Gene Ontology annotation, biological process: carbohydrate metabolic process. The record is from RefSeq and is a predicted model, not a curated record. Lineage: Eukaryota; Metazoa; Arthropoda; Insecta; Hymenoptera; Trichogrammatidae.
GUCACGAUCGGUGUCCGCGCGCGAGCUCGUCGGACCCUCGUUUACUUAUAAUACUUAUAUAUACUUUAAAAUAUAAUAUCACUUGAAAACAAUAUGAGCUCGUCGUCGUCGUCGUCGUUUGUCGCGCUGAUUCUGCUGCUGCUGGCGAUGAUCGGCAAAGGUCAGGGCCGCGUCGACGUGAGACGCAUACCCGCCGAUUUUUCCAUCGGCACCUCGACCUCGGCCCACCAGGUCGAGGGCGGCUGGACGGCCGACGGCAAGGGCCAGAGCAUCUGGGACAAUUUCACGCACACGAGGGCGGACCGGAUACGCGACGGCUCGAACGUCGACAAGGGCUGCGACCACUAUCACAAGUACAAGGAGGACAUCGAGCUGUUGGGCGAGCAUGGCUUCGAUCACUACAGAUUCUCCCUGAGCUGGUCUCGUCUCCUGCCCACCGGCCGGCCCGACAACGUCAAUCGAGCCGCCGUCCGCUUCUAUCACGGCAUCCUGGACGAGCUCGAGCGGCGCAACGUGACGCCCUACGUCACCAUCUACCACUGGGACCAUCCGCAGGUGCUCGAGGACGAGCUCGGCGGCUGGCUCAACGAGUCGAUGGCCCGCGUCUUCGCCGAGUACGCGCGCUUCGUGUACGAGGAGUUCGGCCCGCGGGUGCGCACCUUCACCACCAUCAACGAGCCCUACGUCAACUGCUACUUCGGCUACGGCACGGGCGCCUACGCGCCCGGUCGACGCCAGCCCGGCCUCGGCGAGUACCAGUGCGUGCACAAUCAGCUCAAGGGUCACGCGCUGGCCUAUCGCAUCUACGACCGGGACUUCCGCGCGAGGCAGCGCGGCCGUGUGGGCAUCGUCAACGUGUGCUUUCAGUACUACGCCAAGUAUCCGCAGCAGGCGGAGCUCGCCGAGCGGGCCUUCGAGUUCGAGUGCGGCUGGACGUCGCAGCCGAUCUUCGGCCCCGAGGGUGAUUAUCCCGAGGUGAUGAAGAAGACCAUAGCGGAGAAGAGCCGGAGGGAGGGUAGAAACAGCUCGAGACUGCCCGAGUUCAGCCCCGAGUGGAUAGAGAUCAUCAAGGGCUCGAGCGACUACUUCGGUCUGAAUCAUUACUCGGCGAUGCUGGUGGAGGAGCUGCCGCCGGGCCUGAGGGUGGACGCCGUCGACGUGCAGAUGAUGACCCAGGACGCGGAUCUGCUCAAGUCCUACGAUCCGAAGUGGCCUGGAACGGAGAGCUCCUGGCUCAAGAUCGUUCCCGAAGGCAUAAGGGACGUGCUGAACAGCAUCAGGAAGAAGUACGGCAAUCCACCGGUGUACAUAAUGGAGUGCGGCACGUCGGACGGCAACGGCCUCGACGAUAAUCUGCGCGUCAAGUAUCUGCACUCGUACAUGCAGCAGGUGCUGCUCGCGAAGAAGCGCGACAAGUGCGACGUCAGGGCCUUCACGAUCUGGAGCUUUCUGGACAGCUUCGAGUGGAACUCCGGCUAUACAGAACAUUUCGGACUGGUGCAGGUGGACUUCAACGACGAGAAUCGCAAGCGAACGCCGAAAAAUUCCAUGGCUUGGCUGAAGACGGUGCUGCAGUCUCGGCAAUUGUUGCAGCCGAUCUCUCUGCUACCGAAAUUCGACGAGCUCAAGCUUUGAAAUCGUUUAUUCGCUCAUACGAACAUACUAGUCAAGAUUAUUCAUACUCGCCUAUGUAUUAGAAAAAAAAUGAACGAUCGACACUGCUGCCAAAGCCUGUCGUCUUCCACCCAAGUUCCUCCAAAGUUAUUCCCUUUUAUCCCUCCUCAUUUAUGUCCAUAGACAGUACAUGUCUCUAAAUAUCGUAACAUGAAAAAAUAUUAAACAUUCACAGCAUUUUCAAACUCAUUUUAAUCGAAAAUUUUUGAUUGAAAUUAUAUCGAAUUUUAGAUAUUGAUAAAAAAUAAAAGAUAAUGAAUAUUUAGGUAGCUUAUACGAGUAACGUAUGGCCUGAAUAAAAUGGUCAAUAUUAGUAAUGGUCUAAUGCCGAUAAAGGAUCAUUUAAAAUAUUUAAAAAUACGUUGACAAUACUUUAAUAUUUUUGUUUAUUUUUGUG